AUGGGCACGUUUCUCCUCGUGGUGGGAAUCAGCUGGGUGAACCUGGAUCUCACCUCCCUCCUCGACGGUGAGGACAAGAAGUCCAAGAACAAGCGGGGCGUCCUGCCCAAACAUGCCACCAACAUCAUGCGCUCAUGGCUCUUCCAGCAUCUCAUGCACCCCUACCCCACAGAGGACGAGAAAAGGCAAAUCGCUGCCCAAACCAACCUGACCCUCUUGCAAGUCAACAACUGGUUCAUAAAUGCCCGGCGGCGCAUCCUGCAGCCAAUGCUUGAUGCCAGCAACCCGGACCCAGCCCCCAAAGCCAAGAAAAUCAAAUCUCAGCACCGGCCCACCCAGCGGUUCUGGCCCAACUCCAUCGCCGCUGGGGUCCUGCAGCAGCAGGGUGGCAAUUCAGGGACAAAUCCUGACGGCUCGCUCAGCAUGGACAACCUGCAACCCCUCUCAUCAGCCACGGCCACCAUGGCCAUGCAGCAGGCCAUGCUGGCGGCCCAUGAUGACUCCCUUGACGGCACCGAGGAAGAGGAGGAGGACGAGGAGGAUGAGGAUGAGAUGGAGGAGGAGGAAGAAGAGGAGGAAGAGCUAGAGGAAGAGCCUGGUGGCCUCCCGGCAGCGCCCGGCGCCGACCUUGGCUUGGACCACAGUGACUCGCUGGAAUAGCUCCUCCUGCGCCCUCCCAAAUCAUUGAUGGCACCGGAAACAAAACUCCCCCCAAAAUGCCAAAAAACCCCGGCAAGAACAAAAACAAAAUUGGUGACAAAAAAAGCAAAUUGGAGGCGCUGGCGGAUGCCCCGGCUGC
Messenger RNA from Fulmarus glacialis (Northern fulmar), 799 nucleotides. It is a transcript of the gene PKNOX2, whose product is annotated as PBX/knotted 1 homeobox 2. The record is from RefSeq and is a predicted model, not a curated record. Lineage: Eukaryota; Metazoa; Chordata; Aves; Procellariiformes; Procellariidae. Gene Ontology annotation, molecular function: RNA polymerase II cis-regulatory region sequence-specific DNA binding; DNA-binding transcription factor activity, RNA polymerase II-specific. The coding region runs from base 1 to 660 and encodes 219 amino acids. The transcript is spliced from 5 exons. Gene Ontology annotation, biological process: regulation of transcription by RNA polymerase II.